Anneissia japonica is the source of this 2393-nucleotide messenger RNA. RefSeq names its product enolase 4-like. Gene Ontology annotation, biological process: glycolytic process. The coding region runs from base 206 to 1654 and encodes 482 amino acids. Gene Ontology annotation, molecular function: phosphopyruvate hydratase activity; magnesium ion binding. The record is from RefSeq and is a predicted model, not a curated record. Gene Ontology annotation, cellular component: phosphopyruvate hydratase complex. NCBI's taxonomy places the organism in Eukaryota, Metazoa, Echinodermata, Crinoidea, Comatulida, Comatulidae. The transcript has 10 exons.
UAACAGCAUACUGCAUACUGUGUGUAGUGAGCAGAAAGUGCAUUGCAACUUCUCUGAUUGCAACAAAUCAGUGGGGCAGGCGGCCUGAGCUGAGUAAGACGCAUGACUGGAGAUCAUCAGUUUUACCUAUCUGAUAGCAAUCGCCCAUGUAAACAAGGCUUAGGCUGUGAGAUUUUUAAAAAUAAAUAGGGACCUCUCUGGAUGGAUGGCUGGAAAUGGUAUCAUGUCAGGUUGUGGCGCCUCUCAGCGGCAUGCCCUAGAAUUGUACGAGUUGAAGAAGAAAGCUGUCAUUUUUUAUCAGGAAAAUAAUGUUCCUGAAAGAAUUGAAGAAAUAUUGAAUUCUUUGUUUUCUUUCUCUUAUUCACUUCUAGAUUUGUAUAAGAGACAGGCCGAAUACUUUUCUCAGCUCUCUAAACCAGCCACUAUUAGUCAGGUAGUUGGACGUGAGAUAUUAGACUGUAAAGGCCAGCCCACUAUAGAGAUUGCUGUGUAUUGUAUUCUAAAUGGAGUUGAGAAGUUGGUGUGCACAUGCAAGGCAUCUAGCUUUACGUCCUUACCAGAAGGUGCUUCAUUGGAAAAGAAAGAGGUUGAGGAAAAAGAGAGAUCCAAAUCCAUCACAUCUGCUUUGAAAGUCAUCGAUGAGUGUAUAGUGCAAAUUCUAAAAGGUGUACAACCUUCCAAUCAGAAUGAAGCUGACAAAUUGUUAAGUGAACUUGCAGAGAAGUUGCAGAAGGAACAUGAAGAAACUUUAGCAACACAGAAAGAACAAGGAAGCGAACCUUUAUUAACUGCUGCAAAAGGCCCAGCAAAGGAGGGGAAAGUGUCGUCAGCAAGAAGCAAAAAGAAGUCUGGAAGUGCCCGCUCUGGAGUGGUGGUUAUAGAGGAACCAAAAGAGAUGAUGGCACCAGGUUGUGAUGCCUUCUGUGUCUCAUCUCAGGCUGUUGCUAGAGCUGCUGCUUCUAUCAAGAACCAACCCUUGUACCAAUACCUUGCACACCUGUACUCCAACCAGGUGAGAACAUUUUGGUUCAUACAAUCUUAUCAUUCUUGUGUUAAGGAAAAAGGCAAAUAUGAGAUUUUGUCUGGCAUGAUGAAGACAGCUGAUGACAUGAUUGAAAUUUACUCUGACUUGAUCACUCGUUAUUCACUGAUUGUUGGUGUCAUUGACCCUCUGAGGAAACAGGAUGCUGAUGCAUGGCAGAAACUAAUAGAGAGAAUUAGUGAGAAAUGCUUUUUGAUUGGUGAUCAUGUCUACCCAUGUGCCGAGAGGCUUGUCAAGGAAGGAUUUGGAGGAUUGCCACCUAGUGCUACUGUUCUCAAACUCCAACAACAAACCACCAUCACUGAUGUUAUAAACACUACAAAAUAUUUAAAAGAUAGUCAGACAGAAUACGUUUUAUCGACUGUACAAGGUGACACUGAAGAUGACUUCAUAGCUGACUUGGCUGUGGGAAUCGGAGCAAAGUUUGUCAAGUUUGGUGGCCUGUCAAGAGGAGAACGAAUUGCCAAGUACAACAGACUGCUUCAGAUAGAAAAUCAGUUGUCAUCGAAGAACCUAUCAAUGCCUUAUGAUGCCCUCAAUAUCCCCAACAUCCUCCCACCUCCCCCAGAAGAGGAUGAGACCAACACACAAGAGCCUGUUGCAGUAUCAUAAGCAGCAGAAAGAUCUUUAUAAUGUGAUCGACAUUAGUGCGCCUCAGAACGAACAAUAUGGCAUAGCAAGGCUUGUGUGCACUGUGGUGUCGCUUACUCUGCCCCUCCAAGAAUUCCAUAAAUAAAUUGGCUCAUGUUGAAGUAUUAGCAUGCAUCAGGCUGUUACAAACAUAAAGAGCUAGUGCAUUUGACAGAUAUGUGGAUACAGUAUUAACAUUAACAUUUACAUGUAUUAGCAUGCAUCAGGCUGUUACAAACAUAAAGAGCUAGUGCAUUUGACAGAUAUGUGGAUACAGUAUUAACAUUAUCAUUUACAUGUAUUAGCAUGCAUCAGGCUGUUACAAACAUAAAGAGCUAGUGCAUUUGACAGAUAUGUGGAUACAGUAUUAACAACCGCCAAUAAUGGUUACAAAAAAUGGAAAUUUUAUUAAAAUAUUUAAUUUUUAUUGUGCCCUCUGCAUCUUAUAAAAAUUAAGUUUGCAAAACAAGGUAGAGUAUAAAAAAAAGUCUUGUCCUAUAAUAUAGAGUCAAAUAUACUUUUUUUAUAUUUACAGAUUUGCUUCUUUUCAUUAAUUCCUAAGAACACCCCUUUAAAGAUGACAUCAUAAUCUUUGAAUACUAAUUUUCAUUUUUUUUUGCCCAACAAAUGUAUAAAAUAUUAUGAUGUAAAUACUGUACUAUGUUGUAUGAAAUUUUUCAAAAGGAAGAAUUGUAAAAUAGACUGUUGGUUUACAGUAAAA